GGGACUGGCAAUGAAACAAACUGGAGCAGUUCAAUGCCUUCUGCAAGCAAGUACCACCUCUCCAUUGGCUUGGCUUUGGCUAUAGGUUCCAGUAUCUUUAUUGGUUCUAGUUUCAUUCUGAAGAAGAAAGGACUUUUGAAACUGGCAGACAGAGGAGUCACCCGAGCUGGACAAGGUGGAUAUUCUUAUUUGAAGGAAUGGCUUUGGUGGGCUGGACUGCUAUCAAUGGGAUUAGGAGAAGCUGCAAACUUUGCUGCCUAUGCCUUUGCACCUGCAACCCUCGUUACCCCCUUGGGUGCACUGAGUGUUCUCAUAAGUGCUAUAUUGUCAUCCUAUUUUUUAAAUGAGAAGCUGAAUAUUCAUGGAAAGCUGGGCUGUGUACUGAGCAUUUUGGGGUCAACAGUCAUGGUUAUUCAUGCCCCAGAGGAGGAGGAGGUCACCUCACUAGAUGAGAUGGAAAGAAAGCUGCAAGAUCCAGUGUUUGUUACAUUUGCUGUUCUCCUAACAGUCAUUGCCCUUGUCCUGAUUGUUUUUGUGGCUCCAAAGAGAGGUCAGACAAAUAUCUUGAUCUACAUUUUAAUUUGCUCACUCAUUGGUGCCUUCUCCGUCUCGUCUGUGAAAGGCCUGGGCAUUGCCAUUAAACAAAUGCUGGAGAGGAAGCCAGUCUAUCGCCAUCCCUUGGUUUACAUUUUGGUGGGCAUCUUGGUGCUCUCAGUCAGCACUCAGAUCAACUAUCUCAACAAAGCACUGGACGUGUUCAACACAUCCCUUGUGACACCCAUUUAUUACGUGUGCUUCACUACAACAGUGGUGGCCUGCUCCAUCAUCCUGUUCAAGGAGUGGAGUAGUAUGGGACUGGGUGAUAUCAUUGGAACCCUGAGUGGGUUCUGCAGCAUCAUCAUUGGCAUUUUCCUACUGCAUGCUUUCAAGAACACCAACAUCACCUGGAGCCAGUUGAUGUCCACUGUUGCUAAAGAACCGUCACUGCCACACCGUGAAAUUGAAACCAGUGACACUUUGCUGGAGAGCAUGGAAGACCCAGCUUUGGUGUAUGAGGAAGACAACAUUUUAUUCAGUCAAUGAAACACUCAAGCAGUGGUCAUCAUCAAAGUAUCAUGAAUUGCAAACACAGCCCACCCAUGUCUACUAGAAUGAUCUACUUUUCUGCAGUCCUCUGGAAAUUUGUCUAUGAAGCCUGUUAAGUGUGGGCCACUCCUCUCUGUGUCAGCUUGUUGGCAAUAAUGAAUGAAAAUGUUCAGUAAUUAGCAUGACAGACAGAAACCUGGUGGUGAUUAUAUGUUUGGCAAUG
Molecule: messenger RNA, 1309 nt
Organism: Sturnus vulgaris (Common starling)
Lineage: Eukaryota; Metazoa; Chordata; Aves; Passeriformes; Sturnidae
Gene: NIPAL1
Product: NIPA like domain containing 1
Biological process (GO): magnesium ion transport
Cellular component (GO): membrane
Molecular function (GO): magnesium ion transmembrane transporter activity
Source: RefSeq, a predicted model, not a curated record